ACAUCCAGACGCCAAAAAUGGCAAACCAACUCCAUUCUCCUCCAUCUUUCUUUAUACCCUUAAGCACAAUUUUCUCCUCCUCUUUCUCUUUCUUCUUCUCUCGAUCCCUUCCCCCAAUUGCAUGUUGGGUUAUGUCAUGGCAAUCCCAGCUGCUCUUGCUAUUCUUCCUCUCGGCCUUCUCUUCAUUCUUUCUGGCCUUGUUGUCAAUCUCAUUCAGGUAGUUUUCUACAUCCUUGUUCGUCCAAUGUCAAAAAAUUUGUACAGAAAAAUCAACAAAGUAGUUGUAGAGCUAUUAUGGUUGGAGCUUAUAUGGCUUAUUGAUUGGUGGGCUGGUGUCAAGGUGGAGGUGUUUGCUGCAGAUUCAGAGACUUUUGAGUUAAUGGGUAAAGAACAUUCGCUUGUCAUUUGCAAUCACAGAAGUGACAUUGACUGGCUUGUUGGGUGGGUCUUGGCUCAGCGCUCGGAUUGCCUUGGUAGCACACUCGCUGUCAUGAAGAAAUCCUUAAAAUUCCUACCCAUCAUAGGUUGGUCAAUGUGGUUUUCGGAUUAUGUAUUUGUGGAAAGGAGUUGGGCGAAAGAUGAAAGAACAUUGAAGUGGGGUCUCGAGAGACUAGAGGAUUUUCCUCGGCCGUUUUGGUUGGCACUUUUUGUAGAGGGAACCCGCUUUACGCACACCAAACUCUCAGCAGCUCGACAGUACGCUAUUUCAUCUGACCUCCCUAUCCCUACGAAUGUUUUGAUUCCUCGUACCAAGGGUUUUGUUGCAGCAGUGACUCAUAUACGCUCAUUUGUUCCGGCGGUUUAUGAUAUAACCGUGGCCGUUCCCAGAGAUCAGCCUUCCCCUACAAUGUUGAGAAUUCUUAGUGGGCAAUCUUCUGUGGUAAAUUUGUACAUCAAGCGACACACAAUUCAAGAAUUGCCAGUAACAGAUGCAGGCAUCGCACAGUGGUGUAAAGAUACAUUUGUAGCCAAGGAUGCUUUAUUGGAACAAUUUUUUACCACGAACACAUUUGGGAUUCAAGAAUAUCACAACAUUGGUAGACCAAAAAAAUCCUUAUUUGUGGUUAUUACUUGGUCUAGUCUCCUUCUACUUGGCCUUGUUAAAUUCUUCCAAUGGUCAUUGCUCCUAUCUUCUUGGGAGGGCAUCACAUCUCUAUUAGCUUUCUUAGUGUUCAUCAUAGUCGUAAUGCACAUUUUGAUUCUAUUUUCUCAAUCAGAGCGAUCAGAUCAUGUCAUGGUUCGACCGUCAGAUCGAUUGAAGGAGAACCUUCUUCCGAAAUGACCAUUUGAAGACCUUACUUUAUGUAUAUUGUUGUUUGGCUACCUAGAAAAUGUAGCAUAUGUAACAUACUUCAUAUGUGAUAACUUCUUUAGUUUCCAAUAGAGG
Messenger RNA from Vitis riparia (riverbank grape), 1387 nucleotides. RefSeq names its product 1-acyl-sn-glycerol-3-phosphate acyltransferase PLS1-like. The coding region runs from base 122 to 1282 and encodes 386 amino acids. The transcript has 11 exons. Lineage: Eukaryota; Viridiplantae; Streptophyta; Magnoliopsida; Vitales; Vitaceae. Gene Ontology annotation, cellular component: endomembrane system. Gene Ontology annotation, molecular function: 1-acylglycerol-3-phosphate O-acyltransferase activity. The record is from RefSeq and is a predicted model, not a curated record.